CUCUCUCACCCCGCCCCGUUCAACUCAAUCCACUGCGUUCAUUUCAUUCCUGCUCCCAUUCCGCGCAUAUUUCGCAUCCUUGGAGAGACGCUGCGCAUUUUACGCACUCAGCGCGCCCGAUCCUUCAUCAAACCACAACCUACAGGAGACACGGGAGUUGGCGGAGAUCUUCCCGGUGCUGUAACGACUCCAAUUCUUGGAAAAGUGUGGGAAUUAAUCCGCAAAGAGGCGUUUGAAUCGAGGUUCCUGUCGCCUGACUUGGGAUUUUCGGCCAUCUUGCUGAGUCAGCCGUUUGCCAGCGACUUUUGGUUAGCAUUUGCUGCCAUUAGCUCUUAGCCAGGGUUCGGACAUUCCCACUUCCCACUGAGAGGUAGGAAUUAAAAAUCAGCAUCAGCGCCGGCCUGUGAAGCCCGACACUGAAUUCGGCCACUUGAGCGAGUCCGAGUUCCCCGUAAGCAGCAUGGAGCGCAGCAGCUGGAGCGGCAGCGAGAGUCCAGGGGAGGACAUGGACAGACUGAGCGACUCGGGGGGGGACAAGACCAUGGACGGGGACCCCGAGGGCGUCUGGAGCCCCGACAUCGAACAGAGCUUCCAGGAGGCCCUGGCCAUCUACCCCCCGUGUGGAAGGAGGAAGAUUAUCCUGUCAGAUGAAGGGAAGAUGUACGGUCGGAAUGAGCUGAUAGCCAGAUACAUCAAACUGCGAACAGGCAAGACGCGGACAAGGAAACAGGUCUCCAGCCAUAUCCAGGUUUUAGCCAGAAGGAAAUCCAGGGAGUUUCAUUCUAAACUAAAGGACCAGAAUGCCAAGGAGAAGGCUCUGCAGAGCAUCUCCUCCAUGUCCUCCGCUCAGAUCGUCUCAGCCACGGCCAUACACAGCAAGCUGCUGCCUGGAAUAGUACGGGCCAGCUUCCCUGGCAACGCACAGCUGUGGCAGGGGGUGAUUCCUGGCGGCCAGUCCAGCUCCACCACAGAAGAUAUCAAGCCGUUCUCCCAGCAAGCCUACUCUGUGCAGACAGCAGGGACCACCACUAUCUCAGGCUAUGAGCCCCCUACUGCAGCCCAAACACACAGAGAGCCAGCGUGGCAGGGUCGCUCCAUCGGCACCAACAAACUACGGCUGGUCGAGUUUUCAUCUUUCCUGGAGACGCAAAGGGACCAGGAGGCUCAGUACAACAAGCACCUGUUUGUGCACAUCAGCCAGGCCAACCCCAGCUACAGCGACCCCCUGCUGGAGUGCGUGGACAUCAGGCAGAUAUACGACAAGUUCCCUGAGAAGAAGGGGGGCCUGAAGGAGCUGUUCGGGAAGGGACCGCAAAACGCUUUCUACCUGAUCAAGUUCUGGGCGGAUCUGAAUUACAACGUGCAGGACGACCCUGCAGCCUUCUACGGUGUGACCAGCCAAUACGAGAGCUCGGAGAACAUGACCAUCACCUGCUCCACCAAGGUCUGCUCCUUCGGCAAGCAGGUGGUCGAGAAGGUGGAGACGGAGUACGCGAGGCUUGAAAACGGGCGCUUUGUCUACAGGAUCAGUCGCUCUCCGAUGUGCGAAUACAUGAUCAACUUCAUCCACAAACUCAAACACCUGCCAGAGAAAUACAUGAUGAACAGCGUGCUGGAGAACUUCACUAUUUUGCUGGUGGUGAGCAACAGAGACACUCAGGAGACCCUGCUUUGUAUGGCGUGUGUGUUUGAGGUGUCCAACAAUGAGCACGGAGCACAGCACCACAUCUAUCGACUCGUCAAGGAAUAACACACACACACACACACACACAUACACAGUCUUUGCUAGCUAACAACAUUGGAAGUUUAUCUAAAGGCAGAUUUCUACUAGUGUGUCUCAGAGCCAAACAACUUGACUUCAGUGAAGAGGAAGUCAACCAUGGCUGCAUUUUCACUGCUGCUCGCCAGAAACGAAUUAUUUUCCAGCAACAUUUGUGGGUAAUUGUUAUUUUGAUAGUAGACUUAGCAUAUAGUAUGCUACGUGACCCUCCUCAGCAGCAGGCUCAACCCAUUGCAUGCGAUUUCAUUUCACCAACUGUCUCCCAAACCUGAAGAUGGGUUGCUAAGGAGUUGUGACAAUGCAGCCAUGGACACACUGCACACUUAAGUCUACCUGAGUGGGUUUUCCCAAACGCACCUGGACACUGUUGUCAUCUUACCCCCCCCCCCCCCCCCCCCCCCCCCCCCCCCCGACGCCACGCGGGAUGGCUUUUUUUCUUCUUCAUUGGUCUCUAAUUGAGAUUCCGUGUUCUCUGCUUUCACCCUGUUCCUUUUUGUUCGGGCCGUUUUGACGACACACACUUGAAGUGACAGUACUGUCUUGUGCUUUUGGGGAAACAACCCAGG
Myripristis murdjan (pinecone soldierfish) is the source of this 2346-nucleotide messenger RNA. Its product is annotated as transcriptional enhancer factor TEF-1-like. The transcript is spliced from 12 exons. Gene Ontology annotation, cellular component: transcription regulator complex. Gene Ontology annotation, biological process: embryonic organ development; hippo signaling; regulation of transcription by RNA polymerase II. NCBI's taxonomy places the organism in Eukaryota, Metazoa, Chordata, Actinopteri, Holocentriformes, Holocentridae. The record is from RefSeq and is a predicted model, not a curated record. Bases 461 to 1750 code for a protein of 429 amino acids. Gene Ontology annotation, molecular function: DNA-binding transcription factor activity, RNA polymerase II-specific; RNA polymerase II cis-regulatory region sequence-specific DNA binding.